Botrytis cinerea B05.10 is the source of this 1385-nucleotide messenger RNA. RefSeq lists its product as hypothetical. Gene Ontology annotation, molecular function: acetate transmembrane transporter activity. The transcript is spliced from 3 exons. NCBI's taxonomy places the organism in Eukaryota, Fungi, Ascomycota, Leotiomycetes, Helotiales, Sclerotiniaceae. Gene Ontology annotation, cellular component: plasma membrane. The coding region runs from base 354 to 1202 and encodes 282 amino acids. The record is from RefSeq and is a predicted model, not a curated record.
GGGUUCGCAGAUGUCGAUCUUUGGUGUCGAUCUAGGACAUGCAUGUCCGGCACAUGCGUUUGUAUGGAUGUGGAAACGUGGGGUGCGGAGAAGAACGCUCAGAUCCAAAUGAUGCUUCUCUGCAGCGCGUCACAGCCGAAAGAAAUAAAUUUCCGCAUUGUUGCUACGAAUGAUAUUGCUCUUGGAUGGAAAGAAUAGUCCGAAGUUGAUGGCUAUCUUCCUUUCAGAUGCAUCGGCGUAGAUCAUCACUAUGUAUGUAAGUGCUACAAGGCCAGAUAAGUAUAUGAACCCCUCUUUCUUGCUUUCUUUUUCUGCUCUCUUUCGUACCCCAUACCCAAAUUUUUCACCCCAAAAUGGCUUCAGCAUCGCACCAUGACUACACUCCUAAUCCCGCCCUCUAUACGGGCAAUCCCUUAGCCCAUGCCCAUAGCAAUUCCGCCAACUCCAUCUACUUUGCCCCGUUUGCUGGUGCCCUCCAGCCCGGGCUGUAUCGACCUCCUAAGAAAAACAUAGCAAAUCCUGCACCUUUAGGACUUGCCGCCUUUGCAUUGACGACAUUCGUAUUAAGCUUGAUAAAUUGGCAUACGAGAGAUGUUUCGCAGCCCAAUAUUGUGGUUGCGUUGUCUUUUGGGUAUGGCGGGUUGGUUCAGUUGUUGGCAGGGAUGUGGGAAAUGGCAGCUGGAAAUACAUUUGGUGCCACAGCAUUAAGUUCCUACGGAGGAUUUUGGAUAUCUCUCGCGAUUGUUUUGACACCAGGUGGAUUUGGAAUUCAAGCAUCCUAUGAAAAUCCAUUACAUUUUUACUAUGCAUUUGGAUUUUUCCUUAUGGGCUGGUUCAUAUUCACCUUCAUGCUCUGGAUUCUUACUCUUCGCUCCACCGUCUUCUUCUCCUUUCUCUUCUUUACGGUUGAUCUCACCUUCCUGAUGCUGGGUCUCGCCUACUUGUACCCUGGAGAAGCAGGUCCAAAUUUGGCUCUACAAAAAGCAGGCGGAAUGUUUGGGCUCCUAGCAACAUUUGCAGCGUGGUAUAUAACACUAGCUGGGUUGGCGGAUGAUUCGAAUAGCUUCUUUACGGUCCCGGUGUGGCAUUUCCCAUGGAGUGAUAAGGGGAGAGAGAUGAAGAGAGUAAGGAGUAGAAGCUUGGAGGAGGGGAGCGUUGGAGGGAGGAGCGAGGAACAAAAAACCAGGGAAGCGACUGUAUAGUUGAGGCGUAGUGGAAUGUUGAUACGAUAGGAACCGAAUCUGAACGAUAUUAAAAAUGGGUAGCUGGGUGUCAAUACUUUGUGAAAAGAGCUGCGACGAUGUAGCGAAUGUUUGUCAAGGUUUGAGAUGUACAUACCAUACAUGAAAGGUUUGCAGGGAAAAUACAAAAAGAAAUGAAUAGCA